CUGAAAAAAACUCGCCAUCCAUUGGCCACUUGAAAAGGAGAGAGAUUUUUUGGUAGGAGGGAGAGAUCAAUUACGAAGAAAUAUAAUUAGAACAAAUUUUCAGUCCGUGCGAGUUUUGCCCAAAAAACUGCCACAUAUAAGUACGAAUUCUUUCCAAUAUCACCAUUAGCGCCGAUCUCUUUCAGAAAGAGGGCGGUAGAGGGCAGAGGUAGACUAGAGAGAGAGAGAGAGAGGAGAUGGUCAGUGUAGGUCAAGUCGGAUCAGAUCUGUAAAAUCAUCUCCAGCAGCAAUUUCAGGUGUGGAGCCUUGGAGAAUUCUUGUUUACAUCGUUUGGCAUUUGAAGCGUUUCGAAUAGUUGCAUCUUGCAUGAGGCUUUGGUGUUGUUUUGGUUUUGGGGAUGAAAUAGAAGAGAAAGAAGAAAACAUCAGGUGCAUGAAAAAAGUCUAUAUUGCGGUUGAAGGUAAAUCUGAGGAGUUUUCGUAUGCGGAUAUGGAAGACGAGGAAUCUGGCACUUCAAGAAUGGGGGGGCGUGGAACAUUGGAUGAUUCGCCUGAUGGGGAAAGUGCCGUUGAAGAAUUGCUAUCGGAAAUAGAAGUUGCCGCGAGAGAUCGUCGGGAUAACGACACGGCUGGUGACUGUUUCGCUGCAUGGGAACUUGCCUUUGGGACUCCUCGUUGUUUUGACCGCUAUGCUUCAGCCAGUAGUCAGGGUCUUGUGGAUGUUGACGGCUUGGGUAUAGCUGAAGAAUCUUCCUUGGGUUUGGCAAGAGGGAAUCACAAUCGGGAUUUCCAGCACAAACGGGCUAAAGUUCAUUCUGAUUCUCCAGAAUGUCGUUAUGCAUGUGCAACAACCUCAUGUGCUGAUCCUUGUGUUUCAGUCACUGAUGGCAAUCAUGACACUUCUCAGAGUACCUCAAUUUCAUUUGAAAAUGACAUGUUUUUUCUUGGUUCCACCCCAAAUGAUGGUGGUAAUGGAAGACCUGUUGAUUUAAAUUGUGGUGGUGGUGGUGAUGAUGAUGGUGAUGGAGAGGGGGGUAGUUCUUCAAAAGUGGAAGAUUCAGAAGUUAGGAUGGAUCUUACAGAUGAUUUAUUGCACAUGGUUUUCUCUUUCCUGGACCACAUUAAUUUGUGCCGAGCUGCUAGGGUCUGCAGGCAGUGGCGGAUAGCUAGUACUCAUGAAGAUUUCUGGAAGUCUUUGAAUUUUCAAGAUCGGAAUAUUUCUGCACUCCAAUUUGUGGCUAUGUGUCAUCGGUAUCCAAAUGCAAGUGAAGUGAAUAUUUUGGGCGCUCUCUCUAUUGAUGACCAUGUUAUGAUUGCAAUAACCUCCUUAAGGAACAUUGAGGCUUUGACUUUGGGCAAGGAGCAAUUAAGAGAUGAUUUUUUUCAUUCCCUAGCUGAUUUUUCUAUGUUGAAAACUUUGCGUGUCGUUGAUGCAACACUUGGUAAUGGCAUUCAAGAGAUAUCUGUGUACCAUGAUAGAUUGCGCCAUCUUCAAAUUCUUAAGUGCCGUGUGCUCCGUAUUUCCGUGAGGUGCCCCCAGCUUGAAACUUUGUCUUUGAAGCGCACCAACAUGACACAUGCAAUGCUUGCUUGUCCUCAGUUACAUGAAUUAGAUAUAGGCUCCUGCCACAAGCUAUCAGAUGCUGGAAUCCGUUCUGCAGCAACAUCAUGCCCAUUAUUAGCAUCUUUGGAUAUGUCAAAUUGUUCAUGUGUAAGUGAUGAAACACUUCGGGAAAUAGCCCUCACUUGUGUUCAUCUUCGUGUCCUCAAUGCCUCGUACUGCCCAAACAUCUCUCUUGAGUCUGUUAGACUGCCCAUGUUGACAGUUUUGAAGCUUGAUAGUUGUGAGGGCAUAACUUCUGCUUCAAUGGCUGCAAUAUCCCAUAGUUAUUUACUGGAGGUCUUGGAGCUUGAUAACUGUAUCUUGUUGACAUCAGUUUCCUUGGACCUUCCACGAUUGCAGAACAUCAGAUUAGUACAUUGUCGCAAAUUUGUUGAUUUAAAUUUGCGAAGCCCCAUGCUUUCAUCUAUAACAAUUUCUAAUUGCCCUGCACUUCAUCGCAUUAGCAUUAUGUCAAGUUCACUUCAGAAAUUAGUAUUGCAAAAGCAGGAAAGCUUGACAACUUUGGCAUUGCAAUGCCAGUGUUUGCAAGAAGUGGACUUAACACGUUGUGAAUCUUUGACAAAUUCUGUUUGUGAAGUUUUUAGUGAUGGUGGUGGUUGCCCGAUGCUCAGGUCACUGAUUCUCGACAGUUGUGAGAGUCUGACAGCGGUAGGAUUCAGCAGCACUUCUUUGACCAAGCUUUCCCUUGCUAGCUGCCGUGCUAUGACUUAUCUUGAACUCACUUGCCCGUAUCUUGAGCAAGUCUAUUUAGAUUGCUGUGAUCAUCUGGAAAGAGCAUUGUUUUGUCCGGUCGGCCUUCGGUCCCUGAAUUUGGGGAUAUGCCCCAAAUUGAAUGUACUCCAAAUUGAAGCACCACAAAUGGUUGUGUUGGAGUUGAAGGGAUGUGGUGUGUUGUCUGAGGCAUCCAUAAACUGCCCUCGUUUAAUGUCUUUAGAUGCCUCCUUUUGCAGCCAGCUCAAGGAUGAUUGCUUGUCUGCAACAACUGCGUCAUGCCCUCUCAUUGAGUCACUGAUAUUGAUGUCCUGCCCAUCUGUUGGUCCUGAUGGUCUUUCUUCUUUGCACCGGCUUUCAUGUUUGACAUUGCUCGACUUAUCCUACACUUUCUUGAUGAACUUGCAGCCAAUUUUUGAGUCAUGUUUGCAGCUGAAGGUAUUGAAAUUGCAGGCAUGCAAGUAUCUUACGGACUCUUCAUUGGAGGCUUUGUAUAAAGAUGGUGCUCUCCCAGCCCUUCGUGAAUUGGACUUGUCCUAUGGAAGCAUCUGUCAAUCAGCCAUAGAGGAACUCCUUGCUUGCUGUACACAUCUUACUCACGUGAGCUUAAAUGGAUGUGUGAAUAUGCAUGAUCUUAAUUGGGGUUCUAGUGGUGGUCAGCUUGCUCAGGUGCCAAGCAUCAAGGGUUCAUCUGGUUUGUCUUCAGAAGCCAUGCAUGAGCCAAUUGAGCAGCCUGACCGGUUACUGCAGAAUUUGAACUGUGUUGGGUGUCCAAAUAUUAAAAAGGUUGUCAUUCCUCCGAGGGCCCGUUGUUUUCAUUUGUCUUCAUUGAACCUUUCUUUGUCAGCAAAUCUAAAGGAAGUUGAUGUUGCUUGUUUCAAUCUGAGCUUUCUCAAUUUGAGCAAUUGUUGCUCUUUGGAGGUUCUAAAGCUCAACUGUCCAAGAUUAACUAGCCUCUUUCUUCAGUCUUGCAGCAUUGCUGAAGAAGUAGUUGAAGCUGCCAUAUCAAACUGCCACAUGCUGGAAACACUAGAUGUCCGCUACUGUCCAAAGAUAUAUUCUGUGGGCAUGGGGAGGUUACGCAUGGUAUGCCCGAGUCUGAAACGUAUAUUCAGCAGUCUGUCUGCAACAUGAUGCGAUCUGCAUAUACCACGCAUCAGUUUUCCCUUGAAGGUCAGAUUGUUUCAAAAUGUCUUUCCAGUGCAUGCUUGCUCUCGUCUAUCCCGAGGAAAUCAAGCCAUUUGUUCCCAUUUUGUAAAUAACCAAGUUCCUUUCCCAUUUAUUCUGGUGCCAUCUGUGUUUGUAUGAGUUACUGGUUACGAAUUGCUGCUUUUGGUUCAGCUUCCAGCAGAUGUAAACGAUAUAAUAAAAUUUUAUUUAAUGUUCAUCUUUUAUUGUUUGGCCUGUCAUA
Nelumbo nucifera (sacred lotus) is the source of this 3745-nucleotide messenger RNA. RefSeq names its product F-box/LRR-repeat protein 15-like. Lineage: Eukaryota; Viridiplantae; Streptophyta; Magnoliopsida; Proteales; Nelumbonaceae. The record is from RefSeq and is a predicted model, not a curated record. Gene Ontology annotation, molecular function: protein binding.